Messenger RNA from Silurus meridionalis, 2268 nucleotides. RefSeq names its product V-set and transmembrane domain containing 4a (gene vstm4a). The coding region runs from base 418 to 1308 and encodes 296 amino acids. The record is from RefSeq and is a predicted model, not a curated record. The transcript has 8 exons. NCBI's taxonomy places the organism in Eukaryota, Metazoa, Chordata, Actinopteri, Siluriformes, Siluridae.
UAUGCUGCUUCCCAAACUCCUCUCAGGAAAUGACAUUUCCUACAGACACUAUACUGGAGAGGGGAGUGAUUAAGGGAGAGAGUGAAAGAGAGACCCAGAGAAAAGAAAGAGUGAGGAAGAGGGGUGUUUCUAACCGGGAACAGAGCUUUCACUGUUCCGUACUAUACACUCACAGAAACACACACUCAGAGAAACAGAAAAGGAGAGAAAAAGAGCAGAAACCUUACACACAUUUGCUUUCUCUAGGUGUUUAGCUGGGUGUAUGGAGCAUUCUGGUCUGAAAAAUGAAACUCUCAUCUGUUGUGAUUGUUCUCCUGACUAGGGCUUUGAUUGGAGCAUUUCAUCUUACUCUGCUUCUUUAUCUCUUAAGAGUUGAUUGAGGCUCUGAAUGUGACAGUGACCCCUGGACCGGUCACUAUGUGUCUGGAGGGAGAAAAUAUUACCAUGUCAUGCCUGGUUUCUCAAAAAAAGAGGAGCAACAGCGUGCUGGUUCUGCGCUGGCUCUACUUCCCAAAGCCUGAGGAUGAGCGACUGGUGGUGAAAAUGAAUUUCAAGAAGGCCAAGUAUUACGGGAACUACAGCCUAAGCUUUUCACAGACCAAAUUUUACCUGUGGGAGGAAGUAGAAGGACAGAUAUACAGCCUGCUGAUCUUCAAUGUGUCCAGGGAAGACCGAGGCAACUACAGCUGUAAAGUGCAAGAGAUACGCAAACAAAGGAACAAGUGGAGGGCCUCGUCAAAUGGCACAGGGACCAUGGAGCUACGAGUGCAUUAUGUAGGAGUCCCCGAGAGCACCGAUAACAUCUGGCGCUGGUUUCAAGAUCUUUAUUUGUGUGCAGUGCUGAUCUGCUCUGUCGGACUAAUUUCUACAUUGCUUUUCAUCGUUAAAAUUACAUGUCAAUGCAUGCAGCAUAAGCGAAGACGGAAAGCCAGAUUUUAUUUGGUGAAAUCCCCAGAAAACAGCUCUGGAGAGACAGUGACCAGCAUUGCCAGCUCAUCUCCUGGAAUGCACAGGAAAGAGAAAAGGCAUAAAGCACCACCCAAAGACAUCACUUCACAACCACCAGUGAUACCAGUGAAAGCUCCUGUUCCACGUAAACCACGUAGGACCAAACUUUUAAAAGUCCAACCUAGAAAAUCAAACAUGCCGCGGGUGGCAGAUGACAGCCUGACAUACGCGGAGCUGGAACUGGUCAAGCGAGUGCCCGAGGUUAAAAGAAGCAGCUCAGGAUCUGCACAGCUGGAGACCAGUGCAAACUGCACAGGAACUGUAUACGCCCAAAUCCUCUUUGUGGAAAAGCAAGUGUAAAUUCAGCUGAAACUCUUUUGUAUUGGAAUUAUUUAUGAUAUAGCAUUUGGGAUUGUUUACAUGCAUUAUUUUCUUGGCAUAAAGGCAGAAGUCUGAGCAUCUGUCAUUUGUACAUUCACAAUGUUUUAUACUUGGGUACAUUCACAAAUUACAUGUGUGCAAAUGAUCUUUUUUUUGUUUGUUUGUUUGUUUUUUUAAUUGCGAGAAGAUAUUGCUUCACAGUUGGAUUUAAUCCAAUACUGAGAUUUAAUUCUGAUGUUAUAAUUAUGUUCUUUAAAAUAAGCAAUGUAAUAAAAUAAUAAAAUAUGUAAUUUCAUUGUAACAACAUUUUUUUUUUCAAUUCAUCAGGGUCCUGUAAAGAUUAGAAUGAUUUGCAAGUUAUAGAUUCAUAAAUAGGAAGCACUUCUACAUCACAUAAAACAUCAAGCCUCACACAGGGACUAAUGCAACCCGCAGACCAUUUAAGUAAUUUAACCCUCAACAUAUACAAGCUGCAUGUUUGUUAGUAUACUCUGGGGCUGAUGUAUCGUUAUUUCUGCCCCUCCUACAUGAUUGAAUUCUGACUAUAGUGAGGAUGAAAGGUAAAAAAAAAACAAAUCUCAAAUUGUGAAUUACAGCUCCAUGUGUAUGCCUUAGUUCACUGUCAGGGCUCUAUGUUUGGGAUGAGAUGAUUAUGAGAGUGUCUCCUCUGCACAGCUCUGAAGGCAGUGACUAUGAUGAACCCUCUAAUGGUUACAUUUAUUCAAAUUAUACUAAUUGUGAUCAUGGUUAAUAAUUAGCUUUACAGUGCAUUAUAAUUGGGUUAGACUACAAGAUGGUUCUGCCUUGAUGCUAUAAUUUAUUUGAUUUAAUUAUUCAGAAGUGCCCAAAUGGUUUGACAUUUUAAUAUCAUAAAACCACUGACGUAUUAAAACUGAGAUCACAUUGUCUAUUGAGAAGGUCAUUUGAUUCUCUCCGUGA